AUGACUGGUGCUGCAUUCAAAGAAGCUGAAUGGGCUAUCUUUAAAUGCAUCCCUGUCAUCAAAGAGCUAGUUCUUCUUACCUGCACUGCUACAAAGACCGAAGACUCUAGACAAACUCAUAGUUUGCGUCAAGAAGCUUUCGAAAGGAACAAUGAAGAAAAGGAAGUAGCAAGUGUAAAUGUGAAAAACUUAGAGGCUUCAUAUGAAAAUACAGCCGUAGUUUCUAUCGUUGGUGAACAACUAGAACCCGGUUCAAAUCCUGAACACAUUCUAAAUUCUCAAUUUGUCAACGAAGCCGACUCGCAGGAGGAGGGACUGGCUUACAUUUCCAAUUUAAUGAGACCUGGAUUUGGCUUCUAUCCACCUCUUGAUCGCAUGCAUAUCAGUGUGUUGAUCCUAGCAGCUAAGUAUGUAAAAAUUGCGCAUAGGAUUCCUUAUUCUACUGAUUCGCUGCUGUAUAUUAUCCUCUGCUGCAUUUUUGCCAGACCUCUAAGGAAUUCAGUUAACCUCUGA
Protopolystoma xenopodis is the source of this 513-nucleotide messenger RNA. NCBI's taxonomy places the organism in Eukaryota, Metazoa, Platyhelminthes, Monogenea, Polystomatidea, Polystomatidae. The record is from the annotation of a GenBank genome assembly.